GCUACUGCCAGCAUAGCUCUUGGGAUCACUGAGGUACUCAAGCCCUACCACCAUGACAAGAUGCAGGUACCAUUAAGUGAGGCAUACACACAUUAAAGAUCAUAAAUUUUUAUUUGAAAUGUGUAUGACCAAUAGGAUGACUAAAGUGCUGAGAUAGCUUAGUGUGGGCUGUGAGCUUGAUAGCUGGGGUUAGAUUACCGGUAGGAGCACAGACAUUUCUUCACCGUUGCCCUCAGACUGGCUCAGAUGCCAAUCCAUCCAUUAAGUGGGCACCAGGGGACUUGCUCUACCCUAAUGGGGGUGGGGAAAGAAAAGUGCUCAGGGUAUGAGGUUUAGUACUCACUUCCAUCUAGUGCUGAGGUUAAGAGUGCAUGGAGCUAUACCUCCACUCCCUGGUGCUUAUAUGAAAUUGGGGGAUUCAGAUCUCCGUAAUAUGUGGAUGCCAGCCAUACUUUAACUACAGGAUUGGUUUAAUGCUUUAGCACUGUGAUUAGGCUGUGAUGAUGCACAGCUAACAGACGUUAAUUAAACACUUUACCUUUUACUGUAUAUAACUUAAAUUCAAAGUUUUGUUUUUGUGUCAUGUUUCUGCUGUAAUAUCUAUAACCAAUUGAAUGAAGUUUUGAUGAUUAAGUUAAAGAAUGUCACUUGCAGUGGUACUGUUAUGUUAAUCUGUAUGGAAAUAUGUUAUUAUAAAUAAAACAAUUCUUUGUUUCACCCCACCAGCAUUGUAUCAGUAGCAGAAGUUGAAAUGUAACAAGUAAGAUGUAAGGUUCAUUUUGUAUGCUAAUAAACCUGUGGGUACCAUUUCUGGUACCAGCCAAGCUACUAUCAGCUUCUCAAGAAGGACUUUGCUCCAUGCAGCUGCUUUUAAUGCUGCCUAGCAUGAUUAACACAUUUCAGUCGCCCUGCAGCAUAUUUUUGUAGUCAUUUCGGAUAUGAAAAGUUAUAACGUUGGCAUCCAUGCUUCUCAUUGUCAAUCAGCUGUCUUUGAGAGCAAGUUCCAUCUCCAUCAUUUAAAAACGCGAGAUUAAAUCUCUCGAUUGUUUGACCCUGACCUUUAGCAGCAACGCCCGCUCAAGUUUGUAAUGUGAGUGGUGCUCAGACAUAGCUUACUGAUAACGGAGAUUCAUUCAGAUCACAGCCUUUUCAUGUAUUCACUACCGAAAACUGCUGCCAUCUUAUGGUGCUUCUCCAUAGUAAUUGUAGCGCGAGAGCCCCGAGUGAUUGUAAAUAUUGCAGAGCCAUCUGUCGGUGAACUUCGGCACUUCUGGGAUAGCACAGGACUAUGUCCGCCAGCUCCACGCUCUGUUGUCGCACGUUUUCUGCUGGCCGAGGACGAGCGCUUCAACUUGGCGCUGAUCGGUUCUUUGCCGCAUCAGUCAUUAUCACAAGUCCGGAUACAUUGGCUUCUAGACCUCAUCACAGUGAGGUACUACUACAGCGCGUCUGAGGUCCCCGCUUUACAACCUGAACUAGCUGUUUUCCUCCUCACAUUUCUACACGAUGGAAGCCAUCUUGACGACUCUGGAACGCCGCUCUACAACUUUACGUUGCUGGAUCAGUUGUUCGACUGGAUGCAGAUCUACAGACUCAAUCCUGGGUUCGAAUUGAUGGGGAACCCAUCUCACCUCUUUCGUGACUUCAACAAUGACACACAAGUCGAGAUGUGGAGACAUCUGGUGAGGCAGGUGGCUAGCAGGUACAUUGACCGCUACGGGCUUUCUACAGUAGAACAAUGGCGAUUUGAAACGUGGAACGAGCCUGAUUUGAAGAGUUACAACAUUUUAAACUUCACUGUAGAGAGCUAUAUGCGAUACUUCGAAGCGUCUUCUGGGGGCUUGCGAGAUGCUGGGCACGGGCGACUGCGGUUUGGGGGCCCCGCGGGUCUGUUUAAGACUCUGGAGAAGCACCCUUUGUGCUGGGGGUUGUUACAGCACUGCGCCAACCAGACUGCCUGUUCUCUAGACUUCAUCUCGUUCCAUAAGAAAGGGGCAGCCUCCAGCGCUGCAGUGCUGGAGCAGGGCCUGCAAUUCGCUCGUGACCUCAGCGUCAUGUUUCCAUCUUUGGGAAGAAUUCCAUUAGCAAACGACGAGGCAGAUCCUCUGACCGGCUGGUCCAAGAGUGAGCCCUGGAGGGCCGAUGUGAGGUACGGUGCCAUGGUCGCAGCGGUGAUCGCGGAUCACCAGCACGUCAUGGUGAGACAGCAGGGGCUGCCACUACAACUGCUCAGUAAUGACAACGCUUUCCUCAAUUACCACCCGUAUUACUUCACGCAACGCACUCUGCUGGCAAGGUUUCAGAUGAACGAAACAAAUCCGCCGCACGUGCAGUUCAUCAGGAAGCCCGUAUACACGACAAUGGCUUUGCUGUCAUUUCUUGGUAACCAGGAGCUUCGCAUGGUUGUAAAAAACCCCGACUACAGGCUGUCGGUUCUGGCUGCAGGUUCUAGUGGGAUAGACCCCUGGACUGGGUCGGUCCUACUGGUGUUCAACAACGACACAGGUUCACAUCCCGACGAAAUUCUCAACGUGACGCUUCGGGUGCUUAAUGUGCCCGGGGAAUCCCCUCGCUACGUCUUAUACCUGAUGGACAACGUACUCACGAACCCUGCGCAGAUGUGGCUGCGCAAUGGAGCUCCUGUGUUUCCAGAACAACAGCUGAGAGCUCGAAUAAGAGCUGUUGAGGGCCCCCAUCGUGCGAGGGGCCCCACGCGUGUGCCCCACUCAGAGAAGCUACGCCUCUCAGUGCCGCUAAAAUUACCAAGCGUUGGUCUUCUUCACAUCUGCGCUAAAGCAAUGCAGGGACCAGGACACGUGUCUCGCUUAAUGGUCUGCAACGUGACUUACAACGAGGUUAUGCUCUUUUGGAGUGACGUCACCGUGGUUACGAGGUGCAUCAAAACAUACGAAGUAGAAUUUAACUCUGUGGUUUCUGACAAAUUUCGCCGUGUCAAUUCGCAAGAUACCAUCUUUCUAUCGUACCAGUACGCAGUUCCAUCUGACGGAACCCAAGGCGAACGAGUGAUAGGGUCCUACAGGGUUCGAGCUGUUGACUACUGGAAUAGACCCGGUCCCUUUUCAUUAUCGGUACAUUAUCCUGGGAACUUCUCUUGUGCUUAAAAUUUCAAAUAUGGCGUCGGGAUUUGUAAGGGACCAUUGCGCUUGAAGUAUCUACAUAACCUAACCUAUCAACAGUCAAAUGAAUAAACUAAUUACACGCUA
This is a messenger RNA of Zootermopsis nevadensis, 3224 nucleotides long. The record is from RefSeq and is a predicted model, not a curated record. Lineage: Eukaryota; Metazoa; Arthropoda; Insecta; Blattodea; Termopsidae.